ACUCUUCUCGUCACCCUCUCCGUCGACGUUACGUACGCAGCCGUGGCGUGCCUGCAAGCCAAAUAACAUGGAGUCGUCUUUCUGGCAUCUCCAAGGGAUCCAUGCAAAAACCUAAGCAGCGAUUAAAAGAGGAAGUUUCUCCAUGGGAGCAGUCAAACCCUCUUGCGAGCAUCGUCUCGGGGCGUAAAGCUUCAGCUCCGUCCUGAAAGUAUGACGAACGGUGCUUAAACAGCCAGCCUUACACUGCGAUUCGCAAACAAGGGCCGAUUUCAAAGAAGAGGAGGCUGCACAAUGUAGGCAGGCUGGUCACCAGUGGGACUCCAUACUGUUCUCUGGGGGACCAUGGAGCCAGAAAGACCCCUAACCCCAGGGACCAGUUAUGGGCCCCAAACCUUCACCUCAGCACAAACCUUUCUCAGCUGCACCUUACAGUCCUCAUGUUCUCAAAAUGUGAGAGAUGGCCUGAUGUCUACCAAAUGCUCGUGGGGCCACGCUGGAGAUGAUGGCUCCAUGCAGACUGAGGGCACUCAACCCAGUGCAGACCCAGGGAAGAGUGCACAGAGGAGAUUCAGGUCGUCAGCGUUUCCUUCCUCCCUAAGCUGGGACUCUGAUUCUGAGAAAGAAACACUAGAUGAGGAGGAGCUGCAGCACUUUUCUAACCCUCAUGGUCUGGCUGCUCACAGCCCAGGAUCUCCUUCUUCUGGACUCAGACUUGAUAGUGAAGAUGACCCAGAACCUGAAAAACUGCAGCACUUGCAUAGUAAAAGUGAUACAUCUACCCCUGUGGAGGGGCACAACGAUAACAAUGAGAGUGCAAAGACAGAAGAGCCAAAAACAUCUCAGCUUGGCCUACCAGAAUUGGCAGACAGCAAAGUCUGGAAUGUAUCUGAGGGAGCUGAGCUGUUUCUGUCCAAAGUAAAACCAAAGGAAGUUUGCCAAAUGGAGGAGGAGGCAGACAACAGUGAGGGAGAUGAGGGAGAGAAAAGGCUCAAGGGAAAGGAAACCAAGGAGUCUGAGAGAGAUGUGUACUCCUUCCCUGGAGACUCAGACCCCGAGAGUCCCCCUCCUGCCCCUUGGGCUCAUUGCACAUUCAUUCAGCGGUGCAGAAAGAAGAGAGUGCUACUCAGGCCUUUCUCUGGACUUGGCACGUUGAAGCGCACAUUGCCUGAGACUGGCCAGCAGGCAGAAGUGAGUCUUCAAAAAUCAAAAACCUCUGAGAUGGCACAGCUGAAUCAAGGUGGAGGGGUUUAUGAUUUUGAGGAAGGCAGCUUUGGAGAGGGAGCAGUGGAAGAGCCAAUAAAGUUCAGAGACAGAGGAGGGAAAAGAGACGAAGAAGAAGAAAGUAAGGUAGAGCCAGGUAAAGAAAUUUUCACCUGUGUGGAAUGUAGCAUUUACUUCAAAAAGCAAGUCCACCUGCAGGAGCAUAUGGUUGAGCACUGUCAAAGUGGUUCAGGGGGUGACAGACGUUUAGGAAAGAGCAGUCGUUUUCGAUGUACUGAGUGUGGAUGGAACCUGCCAAAUCGGCUUGCACUGGCAGACCACCAUAAAAGGCACCAGGAAUCCCGUCUGAAGAUUCUGGAGGAGAUUGAGAAACUGAAUGAAAAUGGGAAGGCAAGAGAGAUUCAGAAACUGGACAAUAAGGUGGUGAAGCAUAUAAGCCCAGACCCAGCUGUUAUGCAAGAUGCAAGCCCGGUCUCGAUUCCAGGCAAAGGGUCAGACCCAGAAAUAGUCACAUCUCCACCUCUAUCCCCAGCCCCAGUUUCUUCACUAGAAGCAGACCCAGCAGUUGUUCACUCAGAUGCAACUCCUCCAAAUUCAGUUCGAUCUCCAGCUCAAGCCCGAGCUGUCUCUGCUUACCGCCGUCGCUUUUUCUGCGCCAAGUGUAACUUCAGCACAAGAACCUCCCAGGCACUGGCUAACCACUCAAAGACUCACAAUAGAAAAAAACCCACUCUCCAGGCUGUCUCCCCACCUCCUGGUUCACCAUCAUGUCUAGCAUCCACUUCCCUGGCCUGCGGUCAUUGUGCCUUCCUAACCUCAAAUCAAACCGUACUGAGGGAACACCAGAAACUCGUUCAUCCAGGACAGUUCUCCAUUAGUGGAGGACAGGCGGAUGAGACUGUCCAGCAUUCAAAGGCUAAUGUGGGUGCUCAAAUUUCUAUACCCAUCCUUGAUUCUGACCACCUCUCUGGAUCUGGAUGCCUGCCCAAUGCAAGUCAAGGCAAAAGCCAGCAAGUAGUCACUGCCUCUGAGGACAGCACAACAACAGACAGCGCUGCGCUUCGGCCCGCAAGCCAAGUGGUCUUCAAGUGUGUAAGGAACAGGAGAUUUAGCAGGAGAGGAAAGGCUUGGACUGAUUUGGCCAAGUUUCAUCCCAGACUGGAUGAUGACAAACUGCCCCGGAGGGAAGAAGAAGAGGAGGAUGAAUAUCAGAGCACAGAGCUUGACACUGAACUGUCACAACAACAGGCCAACUUACCUAGAGGAGUGAAACGGCACACCAGAGCACGAUCCAACAUAGAAGACUGUUCAGCACAGCAGAGUGCUACGUUAUCACUCCCGCCUAAGAAGAGUGUGAAGGAUGAAGGCAAGCAGGAAGUGGAGAAAGAGGGAAAGGUUUUCUUUUUGAGGAGGAGCACCCGGGUUACUGCUGCUCCUGCAGAAACUGACAGUGAUGACGAUGACGACGACAUUGAUGAGGAACGUGUUCGACAUUUCCUGUCAGAGGGCAUCUUGGAUGAAGACAAAGAUGAGACUGAUGAAGACGCAGAGGCGCUUAAGAGUGUGGAGAGGAAAUGCCCCUACUGCCCGGAUAGAUUUCAUAAUGGCAUUGGGCUUGCCAAUCACGUGAGAGGCCACCUGAACCGAGUGGGGGUCAGCUACAAUGUGCGUCACUUCAUAUCCCCCGAGGAAGUCAAUGCGAUUGAGAAGAAGUUCUCCUAUCAGAAGAAGAAGAAAAAAGUUGCCAACUUUGACCCAGACACAUUUAGUGUGAUGCACUGUGAGUUCUGUAGCGCUGGCUUUGACACCCGGGCCGGUCUGUCCAGUCAUGCCCGGGCCCACCUCCGCGACUUUGGCAUCACUAACUGGGACGUUACCAUCUCACCGAUCCACAUCCUGAGGGAGCUGUUUUCCAGCAGGCCCGACCUUGUAAUCCCCACAGCUCCCCCUCGGAGCCUCAGCUCACCACAGGAGGAGGGUGAGGAGGAAGAGGAGGAAGGGGAGGGAAUCACUCAGGUAAAGCUGGAGGGGGAGACAAGUGAAAGGAAGCUGAGUGCUGCCAUUUCUGAUGCGCUGCCUUCAGCAUCUCCUCAACACUGGAAGGAGGAGCACGGUGGAGAAGAGUGUGAAGAUAUUGUGUUUUAUGUUUCAGGGGAUGAGGAGGAAGCAGCUGAGGAAGACGAUGAGGAGGAGCUGCAGCUUCCAGCUCUGGAUGGUCUAAGCUCCAGCCCCAGAAAAACAGGACUGUGCAGCGUGGACACAGACAGCCUAUCUCCCGGGGAGGAUGCAGAAACCAAGGUCCACAAUUUAAAGUGUGAGGUGUGUGAAGCUCAGUUUGAGACCAGACGGGGACUGUCCAGUCACGCCCGCUCUCACUUGCGCCAGCUGGGCAUCGGUGUCUCAGAGAGCAGCGGGGCACCCAUCGACCUCCUCUACCAAAUUGCCAGGGAGCGCAACAUAGACAGCCAAAUAAGCUCAUCUCUUCUGGAGCCACUUUCAGCCAAGAACUCCUCCCCUCCUGUCCCUCAGAAAGAUGAGGAUUUAGAAGAUAUGGAUUUAGACGAGAAACCGAUCCCUCUCUCCACCCCGGCCAAAGGAGCAAAAGCAGUGCCACCCUCUUCCUCCUCCACACCAACCCCUUCCCCUGGUGCCUCUCCAGCUCCAUCUCAUUCUGGCUCCCCUUCCUCAGUAGUGAGGAAAGCCCCCAUUUCCUCUCUGCUGCCAGUGUCUUCCCCCUUGCGCUCCCCGGAGCACAAGCCUGGGGGAAUGAAAACCUUAACUUCUAACCUCUCUGCCCAUGCCACCAUCGCAACCAAACCCCUCUGGGCACCACAGGAGAAUGAUGCUCCUCUCAACCUCGCACUGGAGAUGGACCCCAACAAGGACAUUGUUUGUCAGCUAUGUGGUGCCUGGUUUGAGACACGGAAAGGCUUAUCCAGCCACGCGCGAGCCCAUCUGCGGCACUUUGGGGUGGAGUACUCUGAAUCCAAGGGCUCUCCCAUUGACCUCCUUAACCAGCUCAUUGAUACAGAUGACUUCAAGCACAAAGCCAAUGCAUUGCAGCUUGACAGCCACACAGAACCACGGGGCCUCACCACCACACUCUCCUCCCCAAAGCAGUCCCUGAUGAGCCUCUCCUCCUCUUCCCCUUCUUCCCUUCUGUAUAAGGUGACCACAGCUGGAGGUGGGUCAACAUCCAAAGCUACCUCUUCCUCUGCCUCGUCUUUACUUGGCCCGCCUGCCAAGCGUCUCAAGUCCUCUUCCAUGCAGGUCUUCCGCCUGAGUAGUGGGGAGCUCAUGGCCCUGCCACACAGUGAACCCCCAAAGGAAAUAGGCUGUGAGUUCUGCGGCGAAUAUUUUGAGAAUCGUAAAGGGCUCUCCAGCCAUGCCCGCUCCCACCUGCGCCAGAUGGGCAUUACUGAGUGGUCUGUCAACGGCUCCCCAAUUGACACCCUGAGGGAGAUCAUCACAAGGCGGGGCCUGCCCUGCGCCCUUCCUCUAAAACCUCUCAAAACUCCACCUCCAUCCUCUCCAGGACCCCCUCGUUCCCCUCUGUCAACCUCCUCGUCUCCUUCAGCCACCCUCCUCAGUCGCCUCCCCUUCGCCUUUGCCCGCCCCUCCAGUCCUCCUCCGCCUGCUGUAUCAAAAUUGAGCUCAGCUCCACAGACAUCUUCUAGUGCGCUAAUCAUCAAGCUGAAGCCUGAGCCAGUGCAGCUGGAGGUAACCACACCUGGAGCUGUGGGGAGAUCUGGGGGCUUCUCUACUGAACCUCUCAGCUGUAGCUGGAGCAGCUCUGACAAUGUGUUCCCCCUCAACUUGGCCAUGGCCCAUGAAGUGGAGCCUACAAGGGAUAUUCGCUGUGAGUUCUGCGGGGAAUAUUUUGAGAACCGUAAAGGCCUCUCCAGCCACGCCCGCUCCCACCUGCGCCAGAUGGGCAUUACAGAAUGGUCUGUCAACGGCUCGCCCAUCGACACUCUGAGGGAGGUUAUGCACAAGAGAGGGGUGGGCGGCUCCUCCCACUCAGUUCAGGGAGUGAAGAAGGAAUCGAGCCAGGGAGCAAAGAGUCCCCGAUGGGAGAACAAAGGGGGUGCCAGCAGUUCAGAGGGUUUAGGCGUUUCAGGCUACCAGUCGUCGAAAUUCCGUAAAUCUCCACUCAGUUUGCUGCAGUCAGGGUCAAGGCUCCAUAAGCAGGGCCUGGGGUCUGUGGGCCCAUCUACUACCCCACCUGCAGGAAAGCUUUUCAGGAUGUCCUCACUGGGGAAAAGGCCUCUGUCAGAAGAGGCCCAGCCAGUGGAUAGUUCACAUUCACCACCACAUCAGCUUAAGACUUUCUCACCUCUGCCACAUGAUUUCUCCUACAAAAGAAAACCCUCCCCAGACAAGCAUGGACACCAGGAUCCCAGCUGUGAGUUGUGUGGGUUCUACUUUGAGAACCGUAAGGCUCUGGCCAGCCACGCACGAGCCCACCUGAGGCAGUUUGGUGUGACUGAGUGGUGUGUAAAUGGAUCCCCUAUCGAGACACUUAGCGCUUGGAUGCGCAGCAGGCCACAGAAGGUGUUGGAGAUGCACCGUAGCUACAUGCAGGGGAACCGCUCUGCCCUCAAGAAGAAGAACAGCUCACCUCUGACUGCAUCAUCGGAUUCUGAUUAUAUCCUCCCCAUCUCAUCACAGAAGGCCUCUUCUUCCUCCUCCUCCCAGUGGUCUUCUUCUUUGGCUGUAAGCCUGGUGCGACCAAUGAGCCGUGAGGUCAGCCAGGGCUCUUCCAAGACCACAGAAGGUGAAGCUGGAACCAACCUACAGGCUGCUGCCAUCAGGCCUGGCCGCAGCAGUCCCAGUCCCUCACAGCUUGCCAGCAGUCUCCCACUUCAAGCACAGGUGGCACGUAGCGAGCUGAAUGUCCGCCUGCCCAGAGGUUUUGAGCGUCGACCCUUGAAGCACCCGUCUUGUCCAGACGGAACAGAAAGAGACAGUGGUCCUACUAAGCCUCCCCGCACAGGCACCGUCCCAGCCCUUGUGCCCAAACCACCCUCCUACCCACUGGUCAAGCUGGUGGGUAAAUUCUACACCCUGAAGUGCCGGUUCUGCGAGGUGGAGUUUCACGGCCCGUUGUCAGUACAGGAGGACUGGAUCAGACACCUCCAGCAGCACAUCCGCAAGAUGAACUACAGCAAGCCUGCUACACCCAAAGCAACUUCCACUGAACCCCCUGCCCCAGCUGAUGACCCAACACCAGUCCAGGCCUCUGCCCCAGCCUCCACCUCUACCUCCAGUACCACCUCUACCACACCUGCCCUCACCGCCACCCUGACCCGCACCACAGCUCCUAACAGCCGCUCCACUACACCUCUGGCUGAGUGUGCUCCUACCGUCACUGCCACAGAGAUAGCAAACGUAUCAGAGGAGCAGUCCAGCCUAACUCCGACUCCUAUACCUCUCCCUACCCAGAUGGUGUAACCUCAAAUUCAUUGCUCACUGUCAUUUUCCCCCAUCUUGUUUUCUCCUGCCUUUACACUUUUUGUCCAUCUAUUUCUUUCCUUUGGCCUUCACAAAGUGUUGUUGUGGAGGAGUGUUUCCCCUCCAAAGAGCCCUCUGAGCCCCAAGCACCUUUGAAAGAGCUUUCUAGACUGUUAAUAAGUCCCGUUACCAUGGGAAUGAAGCUCUCCUGGCUUAUCUGCGCACUGGGGAUUGUGGGAACUGUCCAAGGUUAUGAGGAAAGAUGAACUAAUGUUUUUUGUUUGACUUGUUUAAAUUGAAUGUCCAGGUGUUGAUUUGGACCGUUGCUGUACCUCUCCUCCCAUUCCCUUGGCGAUUUAGGGGUUAAUGUAGUCCUUUAUCAAACUUAUCUGAGAUUAAAUGACAUUUAUAAUCAUGGUAGUCUUGUGAUUUAGACUUUAAACAUGUGGUAACACUUAGUGUUAAAAAAAGGCACUUUUAACAGUGACAUUGUCAUUCAGCACUUACUAAAACACCCAUUUAAAUGGGUGAAAUUUGACUAAUUCCGAUUGGUUAAAGGAGCAAGAAGUGGAAGCACACCCAAAAAGGGAUAUCCCCUUAGAUAACUUUAUAAUGUAAUGUAAUACUUUCCCCAAAAUAUACAUUUUGCUUGAAUGUAGCUUAAAGCACCUAAUAAUACUUUAUAUGCACACAUUCAAACACAAUUAAACAUAUGCCCCAUGUUACUAUGCCAUUGAAGUUUUACCUUUCGUGAUGUUGCUACUCCACAUUUUGCUGUUUUCAGCAGAUAGGGCUGCUGUUGUGUUGAAGGCACAGUUGCUUUUUAAUCUUUAAGAUUUUAGAAGUGGGGCCAUAGAAAAUGUUCAAGGUUACACAUUUCAAGUUGCUCCAUUCACAGUGUUGCCAUUUUCUUCCUGCCUUUUUCAAUGUAACCCAAAUUAUUAUUUAUUUAUUAUUAUGCAUCUGAAUGUGGUAAGCUAGGUCAUUUUAAAGCUAAAGUAGAUCUUUAGAAUGUUUGAAAAUAGGUCAGCGGUGCACUUUUAAUCUAGUGCACAAUGUGAGUGUGUUUAUUUUGUAUGUUUGUAUACAUACAUAGCAAAUGUGCAUUUUUUUCCCAUUUUAAAGAGAAAGACAGAAGUAAAACUGCUUGAUAGGAAGACAACUUGUUAGCUCAAAAUGAACUAAAUUUGGGAGCCUGUCUGUAUGUAGUCUGAUCUGGACUUAUAUGCAUCCAUCUCUGUGUUAGGAUGUGCCAAAGAGUCUGUUUACUUCCUUGUCUUGGCUCUGUAACAGCUGUUUACAUUGGACCUGAUCGUGGGGGAAACUGCACAGCUAUCAAGUUCCCCAAGGCUCCACACUGAACGGUUGACUGAACCAGUGGUGAUCUGUAUCCACUACAUUCACCGCCGAGUUCCCUCAGUUUCAAAGACUCGGGCUACUGCAGCAGCUUCAUGGGACUCAUGUUGUUACUGUAGGUUUAGAUUAUACCAAUUAAACAUGAACACAAAUAAAACUUGAUUUCAAGCAGGGCUCUUGAAAACUGUCAGCCCUCAGUCCAAACACAGAAACGCAUCUGACCUUGGGCUCCUGAGGCUGAAGUUUGCGAUCUGUUUCUUUCUACAUUGCUUCAGAUUGUGUUCAUAUCAACCGAGAACUGAAGCAAUAACUAAAGGGUCCAUAUAGGCUGAUGACCUUUUUAAGUUUGUUCCAGUGUUUGAAACAUGACUGUUCAAUCUAAAAGAUACCCUAACCCUUUUAUGGAGUAUAGACACAUACUAUAUAACUACAUGUACUUAAGAAACUGUUGAUGCUAGUAGAGCCUUCAGCAGUUCUAAUAGCAAAGUAGUUAAAAAAAAAAAAAAAAAAAGAUCUUAAUUCCUCUAGUGUGAUUUGUUUUCAACCUUUGAUGCUAUGCUUUUUUUAUUGCUCUGUGCAUUUCUGUAUUUGCAGUCCUGCAAGGUGAAUCUUAGAGUAUUUUUUAUUUUUAUCUGUUAGUCUCUCCAAGCUGAAACUGGUGCUGGUGAGAAUGUCGCAGGUCAGCGAGACGGCGAGUGACUGAACGUGAGGAAAACAUUUUAAUGUGACUGUCACGUCCUGGUAUCAAAAGACUCUAAUAAGCAGGCCUUAAAGGGGACCAUUUCGCAGGGUGAGAUAUGAUCCUCUCUCUGCAUUCACAGAAUAAUAGAAAGUAUAGCCUCUCACAGGUCUGUGGCUGCAUUACUGUGUGAGAUGUGAAUUAAGAGGCUGGUGCAUUAGAGUUCCCUUUUAAGAUUACCUGAAUAAGCCUCAGCUGGUGUAACUGGCUGUUUUGUGUGUGUGUGUGUGUGUGUGUGUGUGUGUGUGUGUGUGUGUGUGUGUGUGUGUGUGUGUGUGUGUG
Xiphias gladius (swordfish) is the source of this 9052-nucleotide messenger RNA. Its product is annotated as protein Wiz. Bases 343 to 6675 code for a protein of 2110 amino acids. NCBI's taxonomy places the organism in Eukaryota, Metazoa, Chordata, Actinopteri, Istiophoriformes, Xiphiidae. Gene Ontology annotation, cellular component: nucleus. The transcript has 17 exons. Gene Ontology annotation, molecular function: DNA-binding transcription factor activity, RNA polymerase II-specific; RNA polymerase II cis-regulatory region sequence-specific DNA binding. Gene Ontology annotation, biological process: regulation of transcription by RNA polymerase II. The record is from RefSeq and is a predicted model, not a curated record.